AUGGCUAAUGAGAGAGAAGAAUUUUUAUCUUGUUCAAAUGGUAAUAAUAAACAUAUUGAAUUAAUUAAAAAAAGUUCAUUACAUUGGGAAAUAAUAUUAAAUCGUCCAGAUAAAUAUAAUGCAAUAACAACUGAUAUGAUUGAAUAUUUAACAGAUAUAUUUAAUAAAGCAGCAAAAGAUAAUGAUUUAGUUCUUAUUUCAAUCACUGGUAAAGGAAAAUAUUAUUCAUCAGGAGCUGAUUUAACUAAUUCAGUUAAUUUAUUUAAUUCGUCAACAACAGAUAUUGAAACAAUAAUGGAAAAAGGAAAAAAUCGUUUAAAAAAUUUCAUUGAAAGUUUAAUAAAUUUUCCAAAAAUUCUAAUUGGAUUUAUAAAUGGACCAGCAAUUGGUAUAUCAGUAUCAAUAUUAGCUUUAUUUGAUGGAGUUUAUGCAUCAUCAUCUUCAACAUUUUCAUUACCAUUUACACGUACAGGACAAACAGCUGAAGGUUGUUCAUCUUUUUUAUUUCCACAUAUAAUGGGUCCAAUUCAUGCCAAAGAAAUACUUUUAUUUGAUCGUCAAUUAACAGCUGAACAAGCUCAACAAAAAGGUUUAGUUACACGAGUUAUUCAAGAUAAUUUAUUUGAACAAGAAAAAGACAAAAUUUGUCAAUUUAUUUUAUCUUUACCUAAACAAAGUUUAUUAACAACAAAAUCAUUAAUACAAACAUGGAAUAUUCAAACACUUAAAAUUGUUAAUCAACAAGAAGUUAAUGCUUUAAAAAAACAAUGGUCAAAUGAAGAAUUUCCACAAGCGAUUUUAAAUUUUAUCAAUAGAAGAAAUAAAUCAAAUUUGUGA
Rotaria sp. Silwood1 is the source of this 837-nucleotide messenger RNA. Lineage: Eukaryota; Metazoa; Rotifera; Eurotatoria; Philodinida; Philodinidae. The record is from the annotation of a GenBank genome assembly.